This is a messenger RNA of Ostrinia furnacalis (Asian corn borer), 2795 nucleotides long. Its product is annotated as lebercilin-like protein. Lineage: Eukaryota; Metazoa; Arthropoda; Insecta; Lepidoptera; Crambidae. Gene Ontology annotation, cellular component: axoneme. Gene Ontology annotation, biological process: intraciliary transport. The record is from RefSeq and is a predicted model, not a curated record. The coding region runs from base 121 to 1944 and encodes 607 amino acids. The transcript is spliced from 7 exons.
AUCACCAACAAAACUGCAAUUUUUAAUUUAUUUUCGUCGAAAAUAUCGUUUCUGGCUCGCUUUUUGAGCUUUGUUUUGUAUUUUGUACAGAAAAUGGAUAUUUUCUUGUGAAUAAGAAGAAUGUCAGUGCUGAGUUUGAUCCCGGAGGACAAAAGGAAAGAUCACAGAAAAGAAUCCCUAGAAAGCGUCUACAGCAGCAACUCCCGACUGAACCUGCUCAACAAACGAAAGCGCCUCAACCCCCUCGUCGAUAUGUCCAACCCCUCGCUCAAUAGUAAGGCGGGCGGCGACCGCUACGUCACGCAACGGGUGCUCUCGGCCAAGACGCACAGAGUCAAGCAGCUGCAGAACCAGCUGGCUGACGCCCAUUAUCAUCUUCAGGAGCUGAGCAACGAAAACCGCGUUUUGCGGGCAAUACAAAAGAAGCAAGAAAUUGCAUUGCAGCGAUACGAGAAUUCAAACGCAGAGCUUCCCCAAGUGUUGAACUCGCACAAUGAGGAGAUCAGAAUCCAGCAGAGCAAGUACAAGCAGUUGAAGCAGCAGUACAAAGAAGUGUCACAGCGGCUCAAGGAGAGGGACAUGCAGCUGCAGCAGCUGAAGGAUGACCACCAACAUCUGCUGGAGUUGAGUAAGGACAGGAACCUGCUAGAACGCGAGAAGCUACAGAACCAAGUGUCGGACCUAUCACUUCGGGUGCAGCAGCAGAACGAAACGAUCAGCAUGCUGCAGCGCCGCAUAGCGCUUGAAGCGAAGAACUUCAGGCACCAGCUGCAGAAUGAGAUCAACAAGCACAAGGACACGAGGCAUGAUCUGGAUCUUGCCAUCAACAAUGCUGACAAGCUUACUACUAUUAUUGAGAUGAAAGAAAAAAUGUUGAGCACCGCUGCUAGUAGAAACGUGAAGUCUCCCACUAAGCCUCCGUCUACAAUCACAAGUGCUCGUCCUCUUAGCAAGACUAAAUCCAGCGUCGAAAUCGCUAGAACUGAGGAAAGAUCAAACAUGGAUCAAAACAUCUUGGCCAAGCUAUGCGAGAAUUCAAGGAGUUUGAGCAGUUGUUUAUCCCACGAUGAAGAAACAUCAUCUUCCACGGAACCUAAGUCACGAUAUGCUACUAGAAGUCGCACGAACUCUAAUAGUACCCGUUCGACACCUAGCCAGAACCGAAAGAAUUCCAAAGGUUCCGACGACAUGAUCGAAUUGGCGAAAACUGUUCAAGACGGCAUGGCUGAUCUUGCUAUCUUUGACGACGACAUCGACUUCAAAAACUCGUCUCCUGAUGAAGUUCAAAAGAAGAUUGAUGUUCUUAAAGCAGAUCUACUAAACAAAAUAAAAAAUGAUGAGGCUCCUUCAAGAAAGCCUAGUGCACUUCGAAGAAUGUCUACAGAAGAGUCGAUAGAAGAAGAGAUAGUAGAAUCGGAGGAUACAGAACGUCCCAAAUCUAGAGGAAGAAGGAACUCAAACGUUUCGUUCUUUGAAAAUGUCACCGUUGAGGAGACCACUACUACUGUGACCAUUAACAAUGAAGACCGUAAACCAGUUAGAGAGAAUAGUGUAUUAGAGAGAAAGCUAUCUGGGAAACCCGUUGAGAAAUAUUGCAAAGACAUAAUACACGACAUUGAGAAAAGCAACAAACUUAUCGAGAGACACGUGAAGCAAUUCAACAACUCCAGAUUCGAGAGUGACAAGCUAGUUCAGCAGUUGGAGGCUGUGGAUAAAAUAAACGAAUUCGUCAAUUUUAAUGGAGAAAUUCCUGAGGCAGCGUUGACUGAAUUGAAUAAUAACUUCAAGAUGUUAACUGACAAAGUGUUGACUGAUUCGGUACCAGCAACUAGGAAGAGGUCUAUUUCAGGGAGAAGGAGUUCGAGGGCUGAGUCUAAGACGAAUAUGUUGGAUGACGGCAUGAGUAACCAGGACUUGCUUGAAGAUUUGUUAGGGAAGAAAUGACAUAACCCUAUCCUGGACAACGAUGUAGAGAUCUUCCAAGUGUUGUAGCGAUCUCGUUGUCAGGAGCCUUCGUUGGAUCGAUGAUGGUAUGCUUUUGUAUUAAUUAUUUAUAAUGAAAUUAUUGGAAUUAACCUUGCCAUUAUGUGUGAACUUGUAACUUUACAAGGUGGUUUAUUUAUGGUCGUUUAAUGUUCAUGAAUGAGCUUAAAGGGAAAACGGUCUUGUUUCACAACAUGUAAACAUUUCAUUGAUAAAGUUGUUCAAUAUCCAUAACGAAGCCGAAUACUAUUUUUGGUAAUUUCCCGGAACUUUCCUUUGGAAUUUGAAUCAAUGGCCAAUAAAUGGGCUGUUAUUACGGGACGUAGUAACUACUUCAUAUUUUUAGCACAUUAUCACUGAGAUGUUAAAGGUUUAGUCAAUAAAAUCGUAAUAAUAUAGUUCCCUAUAGGUCAAUUUAAUAUAAUCUUAUAAAAUUUAGUUCACUCUAAUGCCAAAUGUACUUCACGUAUUGAUCGAUAAAUUAUAUAGAUCCUGCAUAGAUACAAUUUUUCAGCUGUAAGCAAUAUUAUGCGGAAUGUUUGAUCAGUUUGUUAAUAGUAUGGAAAUAUUUAUAAUAGUGUAUGAAUUGGUUAUUUUAGUUAACCUUGGAACAGUCGAUUCAGUCCUUUUCCUCUCAUAUUUUGUAAAGUUAACAAACUGUUGAUGGUUUAUUUGUAAUCAAAAGUACAGUUGGGUUCAAAAUUGUGAGCACGUUUGUCUAGGGAUGUGUGGUUAACAAAUGCGCAUGAAUUAAACUAUUUGAAUAGUGUGGACGUUGAGCUGAAGCUACGAAUCAAAUUCAGAGAGCAUGG